UUUAUUGAUCUGUUAAUUUCGGAUUCGCAUUUGAAAAAUUCACAUGUAGGCCCAAACGCUCUUUUAGCCAUAUUACAACGGGACUAUUGGAUUCUCUCGGCCAGAAGAGCGGUAAGAAAAAUCACAUUCAAAUGCAUUUCGUGCUACAAAUUAAAGGGACUCACAACCCAACCCUUGAUGGGAGAUCUGCCUAAAGACCGCGUUUUAGCGGCUAGACCCUUUCAAGGCGUGGGAACCGACUUCGCAGGUCCAUUUUAUGUAAAGUCUCAUAAGUUGCGGAAUCCAGGGGUCACCAAGGCCUAUUUGUGCGUAUUUGUAUGCCUGGCCACUAAGUCCGUCCAUUUAGAAUUAGUUUCGGAUUUGUCUUCGGAGGCCUUUAUCGCCUGUCUCUCUCGCAUGACCUCGCGACGCGGUUUUCCAGCGAUCAUUAGGUCAGAUUGUGGGUCAAAUUAUAAGAGCAGUGACAGAUAUUUAAAGGAAGUUUUCCAAUUUUUGGAACAAAAUCAAUCACAAAUCGGUCAUGAUUUAGCUCGGCGCGGUAUAACCUGGAUCUUCGAUCCUCCCGCGUGCCCGUCGUGGGGCGGUUUAUUUGAGGCGGCCGUAAAGUCGGCCAAGACGCAUUUAAAACGUACUAUUGGGGAAACAACUUUGACCUUCGAGGAACUUAGUACGGUUUUCUGCAAAAUCGAAGCAGUCUUGAACUCACGGCCUUUGUGCCCUCUGUCUUCGGACCCAAAUGACCUAGAGGUUCUGACCCCAGGUCAUUUUCUUAUCGGACAACCGCUAACAGCGCUUCCAGAGUACCCCUUUCAGGAUGAAAAGACGUAUAAAUUAUCUCGCUUUCAGUUGCUACAGCAACUAUCUCAAAGAAUUUGGCAUCGGUGGCAUUUGGAAUAUCUUCACACCCUACAACAGCGAUUGAAGUGGACUGACCCAGCUGUCCCACCUAAAGUUGGGGAUUUAGUUUUACUAAAAGAGGACAAUGCGCCACCUCUUCAAUGGCGCCGCGGUCGGAUAGUAGCGUUGUAUCCUGGGAAGGACGGCGUGGUCAGGCUCGCAGAUGUACGGGUAGCGAAGGGUACAGUUUUGCAACGGGCAAUCUCCAAAUUGUCUCGUUUGCCCUUAGAUUAGCUUUGAUUAGGUUUAUUUUCGAUUUGGUUUAGGCUUAAAUAGUUGUUAGUUUUUAUUAGGUUUUCGGAAGCAGUUGAAGACUGCUUGGGCGGGGGAAUGUUUGGUAAUUACUAUUUAAGCGGCAACUCCAGCUGUCGUUUGCCGUCUGACAGGUGACAGUG
Messenger RNA from Maniola jurtina (meadow brown), 1292 nucleotides. RefSeq lists its product as uncharacterized. NCBI's taxonomy places the organism in Eukaryota, Metazoa, Arthropoda, Insecta, Lepidoptera, Nymphalidae. The record is from RefSeq and is a predicted model, not a curated record. Gene Ontology annotation, molecular function: nucleic acid binding. The coding region runs from base 178 to 1131 and encodes 317 amino acids. Gene Ontology annotation, biological process: DNA integration. The transcript has a single exon.